UAUUUCUGCUCAGAGGAGAGAGCGAGCGGUCUUAGUUUGAACAAAAUGGCUGCAAGAACGCUGUCAACGAGAGCUCACUGAACGCAUUAUGACUGUCCACUCCUACAUUUGGAUUUUUCGAGAAUGUAUUUUCUUGGAUUCGUUUUUCAAUUUGCAUUCGUAGUAGCAAGGUCGUCGGUCAGAUGUUGUUGCUAACCUGCUAGCUCCUCAGCUAGCGGCCUAAACACAAAUAAUUUCAUUUUGCACUUUAACCCAAGUUUCCUAGCUAGCUAGCCAUUUUCGUCGACAAUUUACUGAAAUCUGCCUAUUUUCUUUCAUUUGCAAAUGACUCCUUACAACAGUCGAUGACUAAUGCCAACUAGCUAACGUUAACGUUAACUCCGCUACUUUUUGAGUCGGAAUUGUUUCUCUUGCUUUUUCGUUUUGCUUUUUUUUUUCUAUAUCGUGAUACUUACGUUUAGCAUGUUUUUUUGUUGCGAAAAUUUUACUUUUAGUGCAUCGUUGCGCUAAAAUACACAUUUCUUACUGUGUGUAUUUCAAGUAUCGAUCUCGGUAUUUUUGUUAUUAAGCUGCUCAAACAGUUAUCCUGUCAGUCAGUAAGCCCCUGCAGCAAGAGAGCUGCACUUGGCUAAUGCUAGCUAGCUGGAUAACUGCGAAGACUGAAUUCCUGAUUUGUAAUUUACGGGUAUUUUUCGGAAAAGGCACAGCAGAAUGCUUUUCUGCAUCGUUCUUUCAUGCACAAACUCUGUAUUGAAAGCUGCCAAAGCUCAACGUGUGAUUACGCAAGCUGAGAGAAGCGAACAACACGAGAAGAGAACCAUUUGAUGGAAGAAAAUAAAAAUAAAAAGCAAGAAAAGACCAAGAAGGAAGCUGCUCAGAAACAGGGUGCUGACACGAAAACCAAAGUGCCAGAGCCAGCUAAGCCCAGCCCCGGUCCCCUCCACCACCCCACCACCAGUGUGACCCUGCCCCAGGCCUCACAUCCCCCCUCCUCCUCCUCUUCAGUCAGAACCAAUGGGAAGCGCGCCCCCCCCUAGCACCCAGCAAACACCACAGCAGCUGACCCCUCCGCCGCCGUCGUCGUCCUCAGGCCCCCGCUACCCGCCCCGUGAGGUUCCCCCGCGUUUCCGCCAGCAGGAGCACAAGCAGCUACUGAAGAGGGGCCAGCCACUGCCAGCCGGAGCCCUGAGUAGCCUCACCGUGACCCCUGCCUCUGACCCGCUCAUCUCCGGUGCCCCCCCUUCUUCCUCCUCCGCAGGCAAGCGCCACACAGACCAGCCCUUCCAGAGUGGUCCUGGUGCCCAGCAUGAGAAUCCCCACUGGGGAGCCUUACCACCAGCCACCGACCGCAGCAGCAGCACCACCAGUAGUAGCUGGGAUCAAGUGAUCAUCGACGGGAGCGACACCGAGGCCUGGCCCUCCAUCAGUCGCAGCAGCGUCAGCCGACCAGCGAAUCCUCCAGAAUGUGCCACAGCCGCUGACUGUACGAACCCAGAGACCAGCAGCAACAUGAGCAUGGCCGCGGGGGUUACUAGCCAGCAGGCCCACUACCCCUCCUCUCUCAAAGCUAACGUCGCUAACGUAGCUAGCAUGAUGCAGCCUAGCGGUGGCCAGGGAGUUGGAGCCAUCGGCAGCAGGGGCUGGGGCUCCGGACCAGGACCCAUCCCCAUGGGCCCCACUGAGGGAGCCGCCAAACCGGACGGCCUUGGGCCCAACCUGAGUCGGAGUGGAGGAGCACCCAGCUGGAACUCCCAGCCCAGCUUUAGCCUGAACCUGAACCCCAACGCCAACCCCUCGGCCUGGCCCGUGCUGGGGCAAGAGGGGGCUGGAGGUGGCCCGAACCCCGCCUCACUACCACCCAACGGUAUCCUGGGCAAUGGGAGCCUGGGAGGGGACGAGAACAACAGCAGCAGCACCUGGGGAGGCAUGAUGAGCCCUGAUGCCCCGUCCUCCAAUAAGAAUGUGUCUUUCAGCAGCAUGGAACACCCCAACCUUAACACUGACGGACAAAACAGCCACCACACUAAGCAGCCCCUCAGCCCCAUCCACGGGCUGCCCGGCUGGGGAGGCCAGUCCCCUACUGAGUCCUCCCAGCUCAACGGAGACGCAGGGAGCUCCGUCUGGGGCAACGAAGACACCAAGACAUCCGCUAACUCCUCCUCCAAGAACUCAGGCUGGGACUCAGCACCCUCCGGAGGCAUGUCCGGCUGGGGCCACUCUGGCAGCGGAGGAGGCGGGAGUGGCAGUGGAGAAGGAGGCUGGGGAGGAGACUGGGGGAAGCACUCCAGCGGUGGAGGAGAGGUCAAAGGAGGCUGGGAUUCCUCAGAUGGCCCAGCCCAGGACCAGCAGGUGAGCUCCUGGGGCCAGCCAACCCCGGCCCCGGCUAGUGAGGGUAGCGGGAGCGGUGGCAGCGAGGGGCACAUCCAUCGCAGGGAUCAGACUGGCAGCGAGGACGGAGGUCCCCCUCCCCUGCCUCGGCAGGACCUGGACCCCCGUGUGCUCUGCAACACAGGCUGGGGCCAGACGCCAGUCCGCCAGCACACCUCCUGGGAGAUGGAGGAGCAGCGUGCCGCCAACGAUAGGAAGACCAGCGAGAUGAGGGGAGGCGGUGGAGGGGACACAUGGAGGGGCUCCAACAGCCCCUCUUCUGGAUCCCCACCGGACCCCCGGAACGGGGGAGCCAACCCCAGCCUGGGACCAUCUCAGAGGCCAGGCUCAGGGGGCCCCGGAGGCAAGAGUGAGGGCCCUUCAGGCUGGGGAGGCCCUCCACCCUCAAGCUGGGGGGAGCAGCCUGUCAACAAGGCCCCCAACGGUUCCGUCAGUGGCUGGGGGGACCCCAUGGCCCAAGGCCCCAAUACCACAAACAAUGGCCCAAAGAGUGGAGGUCAAUCCUGGGGUGUCCCUGAGGAGAAGUCCUCCCCUACCUGGGACGACGGGCCAGCCAAGACCCAGCAGAACCAAACCCAGAGCUGGGGAGAGGGGCCCAAGUCCUCCUCCCACGGCUGGGGCUCCGGCCACGGAAGUGGCAGCAAUGGAUCCAACGGCUCCAACGGCGGAGAGUGGAGAGAACCGGCCGAGGUGAAGAAGAAUGGGUCCUCCAGCCACAUGUGGGAAGGAGAAGGAGGAAAUGGACGAGGAGGAGGGUGGAAGGACAGCCCCAGAGGGGGUGGAGGAAAUGGCGGCGGCUGGGGGUCGAAGCCUGCCCCUGCUGUUGGUGGCUGGGGGGAGACCCAGAACCAGCAUCCCAACGGCCCAGCACCAGGAUGGGGCUCCAAGCCCCAGGAAAGCCCCAGCGGCCCAGCACCAGGAUGGGGCUCCAAGCCCCAGGAAAGCCCCAGCGGCCCAGCACCAGGAUGGGGCUCCAAGCCCCAGGAAAGCCCCAGCGGCCCAGCACCAGGAUGGGGCUCCAAGCCCCAGGAAAGCCCCAGCGGCCCAGCACCAGGAUGGGGCUCCAAGCCCCAGGAAAGCCCCAGCGGCCCAGCACCAGGAUGGGGCUCCAAGCCCCAGGAAAGCCCCAGCGGCCCAGCACCAGGAUGGGGCUCCAAGCCCCAGGAAAGCCCCAGCGGCCCUGCACCAGGAUGGGGCUCCAAGCCCCAGGAAAGCCCCAACUGCAAUAGUGGAGGAGGUGGACCAGGAGGAGGCAGCAUGGGGUCCUGGGGCGGCCCUGCAUCUGUAAGGCAGAGUUCCAACCCCGGCUGGGGCCCGGGGAGCUCCGGAGCCAAACCCGACCCAGCGAUGGAGCCCACUGGCUGGGAGGAACCCUCUCCUCCCUCCAUCCGCCGCAAGAUGGAGAUCGAUGACGGCACGUCCACCUGGGGAGACCCCAGCGCCUACAACAAGACCGUGAAUAUGUGGGACCGCAACAACCCCACUGGAGGUAACGGUAACCAAGGGAGCAACCCCACCCAGCUGCCGACCAGCAAGAGUAGCGGAGGCUUGACCGUCAACAGCCACAACAACCACUCCUCCGUCCCCCCUAGCAACAACAAUCACCACCACAUGAACCACCACCACCUGCACCACGGACAGCCCCCGCCACACAGCCAGCCCCACGGCAACAACAAUGGAUCCCCCAACACCAUCGCCCCGCACCAGGGCGGAGGACCCCAGGGCAGACCACCUAUGGCCAACCCAGGCUGGGGGGAGCUGCCCAGUGUCCAGCAGCCCAAGCCAGAGCCGGCGUGGGGGGAGCCCGCUGGCCCCUCUCCUGCAGUGGACAACGGCACCUCUGCCUGGGGCAAACCCCCUGGUGUUCCUGGAGGCUGGGGCGAUGGGGGGCACGAGCCCAAUGGACCCUACAGGAGGGGAAACAACGGACCCUGCAAGCCAGCCCUCAAAUCUAUGCAAGACGGUUGGGGAGGCGGGAGGGAGGAGGAGAUGGGCAUGUCUUCUGGCCAAUGGGAUGCUGAUGCCGGAGACGUGUGGAACAGCCCCGCCUCCCAGGAGAACAACUCCUCCUGUAACUCGUGGGGCCAGCCACCCAAGAAGGGCCCGCCCAAGGGCAAGAUGGGCAACCAGCCAGACGAAGCCUGGAUCAUGAACCGUCUCAUCAAGCAGCUCACUGACAUGGGUUUCCCGAGGGAUCCUGCUGAGGAGGCUCUGAAGAGCAACAACAUGAACCUGGACCAGGCCAUGAGUGCUUUGUUGGAGAAGAAGACUGAACUGGACAAGCGGGGCAUGGGCAUGUCGGACUACAACAACGGGAUGAACAAGCCGUUGGGUUGCCGUCCUCAGGCCCUCUCCAAAGACCCCUCCUCGGACCGCAGCCCAUUCCUAGACAAGGACGGUGGUCUGUCAGAUGACGCCCUCCCCUCACCGUUUCUGCCUUCUCCCGUCAGCCUGAAGCUCCCCCUGGUUAACAACCUGCAGCCUGGGCUGGCCCUGGGCUCCCCGGGGCUCAACAUGCAGAACUUAAACAACAGACAGAUGCAGAGUGGAAUGUUGGGCAGUAGUGGAGCAGCACUAUCCCGGGCCAUGCAGCAGCCGCCUCCUCAGCCGUCAGUGCCGCCUCUCGGCUCCUCCCAGCCUAGUCUACGCGCUCAAGUGCCUCAGUUUCUCACCCCUCAGGUUCAAGCACAGCUCUUGCAGUUUGCUGCAAAAAACAUUGGUCUGAACCCUGCACUUUUAACCUCACCAAUAAACCCUCAACAAAUGACCCUGUUGUACCAACUUCAGCAACUGCAAAUGGCGUACCAGCGUUUACAAAUCCAGCAGCAGAUGAUGCAAGCUCAGCGCAACGUCUCCGGUCCCAUCAGACAACAAGAGCAGCAAGUUGCACGUACAAUCAAUAACAUGCAGCAGCAGAUCCAACAGCACCAGCGUCAGCUGUACCAGGCCCUGCUGAUGAAGCAGCAGCCCCCCGGCUCCCACUCCUCCUCAGGCCUGCACCCCGGCCAAGGCAAAUCAGCCCUGGACUCAUUCCCAGGCCACCCCCAGGCUCCGGGCCUCUCCGACCUGCACACCAAAGAGCCGCAUUCUUCUCCCAGCUCCUACAACCCCUACCCCCUCUCUGGACUCAAUCCAAACAUGAAUGUAAACUGCAUGGAGGUGGGGGGCCUGUCCAUGAAGGAGCCUCCCCAGCCUCAGUCCCGUCUGUCCCAGUGGACCCACCCCAACUCCAUGGACAGCCUCUCUGGAAACUCCUCCCACAUGGAGGCCAACCUCAAUAAGCACGGUGCCAUUUCUGCUGCUUCUAAUCUGGGCCCACCUGGAAAGCCCCCCCACAUGGAUGACUCCUACAGCCCCUACAGUAUGAUGGGUGGGUCUGAGUCCCCCACCUCCCCCCUGGUUCCCCCUGACAGCUGGGGCCAGGGACCGGGAAAGAGCCCCAAGGACCAGAUCACCAACGGAACGAAUAUCAACUGGCCCCCAGAGUUCUGUCCAGGCGUGCCCUGGAAGGGCCUGCAGAACAUUGACCCUGAGAACGACCCCAACAUGACCCCAGGAAGUGUUCCCAGCGGCCCCACCAUCAACACCAACAUCCAGGACGUCAACCGCUACCUACUCCGUGACCGCAGCGGAGGCUCCUCCCCUCCUUCACCGCCUCAGAACGGUGCUCUGCCCCCCUCCGCGGACUGGCCAGUCAGUGGCUGCUACACUAGCUCUUUCAGUCUGUCCUCCCCGGAUGAGGAGAGUGCAGGUAAACUAUCUGACAUGAAGUCCACCUGGUCCCCAGGGCCCAUCUCCCACCCCUCCCAGGCCUCUCUGUCCCACGAGCUGUGGAAGGUCCCCCAGGGGCCCCGCAACAACACAGCCCCCUCCAGGCCACCUCCGGGCCUCACCAACCCCGCCAAGCCCUCCUCCACCUGGGGAGGAAACUCCCUGGGCCUGGCCCAAGGCUGGAGCAGCUCGUACACCUCAGAGGGCACAACCUGGAGCACAGACAGCUCCAACAGGACCAGUAGCUGGCUGGUACUGAGGAACCUCACCCCCCAGAUAGACGGCUCCACCCUGCGGACGCUGUGCAUGCAGCACGGCCCCCUCAUCACAUUCCACCUCUUCCUGACCCAGGGAAACGCUGUGGUGCGAUACAGCUCUAAGGAGGAGGCUGCCAAGGCCCAGAAGUCCCUGCACAUGUGUGUGCUGGGGAACACCACCAUCCUGGCAGAGUUUGCCGGGGAGGAGGAGGUAAACCGCUACUUUGCACAAGGCCAGCAGCAGCAGCUUCCGCCCACCACCAGCUGGCAGCCUAACCCCGGCACCAAUCAGACGCGCAUGGGCGGAGGCUCGCAGCAGCACGCCAUUGGCCAUCACUGGAGUGGCGGCCUUGGGGGAGGAGCCAAGACCGGCGGAGACCUGCUGUGGGGGGGCGUGCCCCAGUACGCCAGCCUGUGGGGGCCCCCUAGUGGCGAUGAUAGUCGCGGCGUUAUCGGGAGCCCCAACCCCAUUAACACGCUGUUGCCAGGCGACCUGCUGAGUGGAGAGUCCAUGUAGGACAACACACUCACAAACCAACCAUGAGGAUGGAUGUUUCAACGCUGGAACAGACAGUGGAAAAAUAAUAAUAAAUACACAAAAAAAUUACAAUGAACAGGAACAAAACCAAGCAAAUCAUGUGGCGAUAAUCAGUAUCAACGGAACUGUGAAUCGUGUACCAGAAGGCUGGGGGCGACGACACAAGACUGCUGACCCCUACGCCCUUCGGUUUUUACGUUUUUUUCUCCCCUCCUUUUUAGUUGACUUUUUAAAAGGGGAUUUUGUUUUUAGUAUUUGAUAAAUGUUGGAAGCAAACAAAAAUGAAAUGCCGAAAAGACUCAAUGAAGAGAGAACCAUUAAGUGUUUUUAAGUUUUCCAUGAAUAUCGCACAUUCUGUGUGAAGUGUUUUUUUAGGAGAAGCAAUCGUAGAAGCUGCCAUUUUGAAUCUUUCCUUUGCCCACGAAACUACAAAUUUAUUUAAAAAAGGCCAUUCCCAGCAUGCCCGUGGUUUAAAGACCUUUUACUUACGUUAUUGUUUUGUUUCCAAGCACUAAUAUUAGCCUUAAGCGCUCUACUGCGGCCCAGGUCCUCCUUCAAUCUCAAGCCUUUUUCAUUUUUUUGAAACUGAAGAAAUAUUGUGAUUUUGAAAGCUUGCUCAGUUCCCAUCUCUGAGCCAGUGAAUGGAACAGAACAAGUGUGAUCAACCAAGGUCGUAUUCACUAGGAACGAAACGGAAGCAAGCGGACUGAAACUGAGGGACUACCUGAACUUUGUCCAAUAAGAAAUGCUUGUUUUCGCAUGCUGUUGCAAAACGUUUUGCCACGUGUGCACCAAAUGAAUAUGACCCCCAAGUCACUCGGCAGUAUGAGGCCUGUCAACACUGACCCAACCAAUCAUCAGUUAAAACCUUUUUCCGUUUUUCUGGUCAUUCAUUUGUUCUUAAAGGGAUUUACACUGCUGUUUUUGUUCUUUUUGUAUAUCGGGCGCAUUUUUAUAUCUAUCGCAACAUAAGCUGAGAGAUUAUUACACAUCGACAGACCUAGCUGCAUCUGUUUUAUGUGUGUUCUUGAGUAUAUGUCUGAUGGAACCUAAUCAUUCACGUCUGGGAGUUCAGAUUACCACUGCUCAGAACUACGACUUCAGCUAUACUCACCUAACGAGACUUACAGGUGCUUCUUGUCAAUUAUUAACAUUAUUAGUCGGUUCCGUUGUUGACCCUCGUCCCCAUUAUGGUCCACCAGUUUCUGGAAAUGACGACAAAAAAAAAGAAAACGCUUCAACUUGAUGUGAAAGUUACAUUGUGCAAUAUAUACGCCACAGACCCUUCUUCUUCCGUCCACGCUCAAGUCCAAACAGGAACUGGUUUCUUUACAUUUUUCGUUCUUGAUUUUUGUUGUCGUUGAUCAAAGCAAAGAACUUAAGAACUACAGAAACUUUACCUUUUCUAAUUUUUGAUUCCCACCAGGCCACCCCCUUGACACCCCCCCCACCCCCCCCCCCCCCCCCCCCCAUGAAAAACCGUUGCGUUAACUCUUGCCGGAGAGGAGGAGCGAGCGAGGAUGUGUGUUCAGAAACUGUCUCUGCAGCCCUGAAACUCCUCAUACGUACACAUUGAACUGGGGUACAUGAGAAAGCACCAUCAGAAAGCCCUUCCUCUCCACGUUGCCACAGCCACACUGAACAGACUGAAUCCAGGUGGGGGAGUCACUGGAGGGUCACUGGAGAUCUGGCACAAUACCAAAUAAGAGGGGUUUAUCCUAAUGCAGUAGAUCUACUACGAGUGUUCCUUGUAUUUGGUACUGUGCAAAAAUGUAAAAGAUAGACUAAGUAACCUUUUGUCUAUUUCAAAGGGUUUUAUCAUAGCACUUAUGAAGAGAGCUAAACGCUUCAACUUGCAAACCAAUAAAUCAGAAAAAUGGAGCAGCAACUUUGAAAACUGAAAAGACAAAAAAAAGAACUCUUGCUCUUUUUGUACUGUAUCUAUACUUGGAAAUAACUUCUGGUAUUUGUUUGUUCCUCUUUGGUCCAAGGACUUGUAUGAACUUUAAAAUGGUAGCAGGAUGAAGAAAAGAAAAAAAAGGAAGUCUACUUUUAUCUGACAAAAAAGUCUGCAGUGUUUGAUUUUUUUCUAAAGACAUUUUCUUUUAACUAUAUCAAAGUGAAUAUCACUGUUACUCCAAAAUGUUUAGCCUUUUUCUUGUCUGGAGACACUAGACAUGCAAUGUUACCUGUCUCCGGCCAACGGUCGGUCGGAGUGGGGAGGGGGACGGUCACGGUCCACUGAGUGCCUCUCUGCUGUGGUGCCCAUGGCGAUGGUCGCUAGGCAAGGCUACCCCCACAGCAGCAUUUCCUCCUGGGCUGGCACCAAGCUCUCCCAUUAGACACCCUCAGCCCGGCAGGAAACCACGCUCCCUCCAAGACUGGCCAAUCAGCACGGAGCUAGCCAGCUAACGACCGCGCCAGCAGCACUCGACCUCGUCUCAACCAACCCUCUCCAUUUCCCCUAAUCUUCUUUCACACAAAGAUCACUUUAGCUGGAAGUCAAGAGACAGUCAAAUUUCUGGAAUUUUGCCAGUGUUUGAUUAAUUUUAAUUUGUUUUCGUUUGACGUUAUGUAUUUUUUGAUUUGUUAUUUUUGUCUACAUGCAGUGGUCUUUUCAAGAUGGCUGCUUGAAACUAGCCCUUUUCACUGUUCAUAUGCAGAAACACUUUGGUCAGAGGUGCCUCUGUAUGUUCAUCCUGUGUAUUGAAUGCAAACGAGGAUCAAUACUACAGCCGUCAUUGAUUGUCUAUUAUUAGUUAGUAUCUUAACUGAUUGAUUGAUCAUUGCUUUGUUUUGGACAGUAUUCUGUAGUACUUCCAGGCAGUAUCUCAAGACGUAAGUUAGACCAAUAGGGUGUCUCAGAUGGGUGAGUGUGUCCUGCCUGACCCUAGCUGCUCCACCUGGGUUCCACCAGGGCUGUCCCCUCUCGCCCGCUCACACAGCUGCUACUCUACACCCUCCAGUCCCCACCAAAGCAAACAACCUAGGCCAUGGCCCUCCCCCUGACCAGACAUAAACAGCGACUCAGUUCUGUUUCUAUGCAAAAGACUAGAGGCUGCGGGCCCUUUACAGCCAACGUGCCAAUCCUGCCUUAAGGGUUGAGCACCGACUCACAGAGCUAGACCCAUUAACCUCUUGCUGUAUGUACCCUUCAGCACUUAGAAUAUGUCUGCUCCUGGUCCUUAUAGCUGGGUUUAAACCACAACACUGUCGUAUUCCAAACUUCCACCCUCCCUCUAUGGGGAGUUAGUACCACUGAAGUGGAGGUAUAGUAGGCCUCUCUUUACUGUGCUGAAGAAGACUGAUCACCUGUCAGCUGAUUCUCAGGGUAGGAGAUGUUAAAAGAUGCAGCUCUCUCUGUAUGCAUGUCCUUUUGCUGUAGUGUAAGAGAGCCAAGUUCUACACUAACUAAUGGCAAGCUGUGCAGUAGUACUAUAGACUUGUUUUGGUUGGAGAAUUGUUUUUGGGGAACGGGAUAGUAAUGGUUUCCCUUCCCAACUAUAGGCCUACUGUAAUGUUACAAUGUAGAGGCCCAUUCUGCAUGUAAGAUGCCAAUGUUAUCCUAUGUGCCAAUAAAAUAUAUAGAUCUCAAACUAGCCCAUGUUAUACGAUCUGGAGAAAGAGCUCUUCUCUUCCCAGGAUGGAGGAUCUUUGAUAACCUUUGUGAUGGAGGAUCUUUGAUAACCUUUGUGAUUGAGGCAGGGGGGCAGGAGGGAUCAAACAAAUGGGUGGGGGCAACACACCUCAUCCUGAACCACUGAGAUAAUAUGGCCGGGUCUCUCAUGGCACCCUGUUCACUAUGUAGUGCAUUAUAUAGGGACAUAGGGUGCCAUUUGUGGGGAAUGCCCUGUUGUUGAUCAAAUCUUUGGCGGAUCCAAGUAUCCUAUGGUGCACAGUCAGUUUGAUGUUGGGUAAUCCUGGGUACAUAUUUUUUUAAACCAAAUGAAUUUCUUGCAUUUUAACGUCAUUUUAAUAUGAAGUUUGACACAAAAUCAAGAAGAGAAAAUUAUAUAAAAAUUUAAAAAAACAGACUAAAAUAAAAGAUCUAUAAUAUGUUAACUAAAGCUCUGCACUUCUAGCUGAAAUGUCUCCAGUCCAGCAACCUCUAACUUCUACCAUCCAGGGAGUCAGAAUGCAGGCUGGGGAGCCUUUUUGUGGAUGCUGUAUUUAUCCUAUUUGUUAGUUUCCUCAAAGCGGACCCACAACUGUAUAUUUCCACAGACCCAGAUGGCUUCGGGCCCACUGUAUCAGCCCAGGUCGCUCGCCUCACUGUUUCUGCGGUAGGUAAUGAGAGUGGACGCAUUUCAAAAGGUACAAAGUCUUAACAACAAAAAAAUAACACAAAAAAAUGGGAUAAGGCUACCUUUUUGGGACUGUUCGGCGUCCUGCAGCACACUAGCAAAAAUCACUAUUGCCUGUUUCUGUAACUGCCUUGAUCCAAGCUCAGAGACCAAUUAGCCGGGUGGGGGCCUCCAAACGUCCGCUCGGUGUGUGUGCACCAGCACUGAGGGGCAGGCCGUGCUCUCUCUCUACUGCUUAACUAUAGAUAUAUAUGGAUAUGUACGCUCGGUGUGUGUGGUAGGUAGCACAUCAACAGACACCUUGGAUCUCAAUCUCUGAAACCUUUUAUUCCUCUUAAAAGGUCUGGGUUCAAUACAAACUGAAGAUGAGCAAUAUGUAUUCCCCCCGCAAAUAAGUGAUACGAAGGAAAUGGAAUGGGUUUAGUGGUUAAACUGGUACUUGAUGGAUCAUGAGUAAUGUCUUUCCUACCUGGAGUUGGAUAUGCACGUUCUGGAUUUAUGAACAUAUUACAGUAAGUACCUUGAACUACUUGUACUGUAUGUGAAUUUGUCUAAACAACCCAACCUGAAAUCACCUGUUUUUUAAAUGCAUACUUUCCCAGUAGAGAGAAAUAUCAUUAAACAUAUCAACACAAAAAUAUAAACACAAAUACUUGAAUCAAGGAGCGCCAAUAACGUAAUGUGAAGUCUCUUUUGUAAAAAAAUAAAAAUAUGUUAAAAAAAACAAAAAAACAAAAAAAAAACAAUUUGACAAGUACACUUCCAAGCUUGAGGUCAUCAAUUAAAAAAGAUUGGAGAAAAAAAGUGCAAAAAUCAUUUGGUUGUGUGCUUGAAAGUCAAAUGUAUGUGUGCAAACAACUGUGUGCUUGGCAGGCUUAGGACUGCUGUCAUGUUCCAUUCAGUAUGUUGUGUAUUGACAUUGUUGUCCUUUUAUUCAGUUUAUUUUUUGCUUGUCAAAACUAUAUUCUGAUAGACAUUUAUCUUCUAACGUUGCACUGAGUGUCUUCUACCCCUCACUCAGCUAAUCGUAGACAAACGAGGGGAGAGGGUGACAAUUCAUGUGUAAAUGUUUACUCAAGGACUUAAUGGAAAAAAAGUUUUUGUUUUAUCUGUAAAAUGUUUAUCUACCUUAGUGGCUUUUAUUGUGGAAUAAUCCAAAACAAGGAUUAUCAUUGAGUAUUGCACCAUUUUGUUCUGAUUACAUGAAAAAAGACAAAAAAAAAUUAUCUAAGAAUUGUGGCCAUAGAUGGUAGGACUAGUAAUCUCUUAACUUCAUGGAGAAAUGGAAAGGGAUAUUGUGGGGAGAUGAGUUUGUUACAGGACUCAUUUCAGAGGUGCCUAUCUUAUUUUUUUUAUGCAUAGCCACCUGCCGUUUACAAACAUUUCAUUUGUCUGAAGUUGAGGAAAAAGGAAUUUUGAAAUGUUGAAAAAGACAAAUUUCAUCUUCCAUCAAAAAAAUAUGAACAUAAAACAAACUUUGCAAAAUGAAGAUUUAUGCUACUUUCAGAACUCUGGGAUUGAUCAGUGUUGUCGUGUUUUUAAUUUCUCUUUUUUUUUUUGAUGUCGACAGACUGUAUGUAUUGAAUUAUUUGAAUUUUGUCUUUGUAAAAAGACAACGCAAUUUGCUCACUAUCUUGCACACUCGUAAAGAUGUGGAUCUUGUCUCGGGAAGGCCAGGAUUUCCAGAGUUCAAACUCCACCAUUUGUAUUUAAAUUUGAGAGUUUUAAAUUACAAUAACUUUGAGAAAUGUAACUCCAGGCACUGAAAGUUAGGGAUUUAAAUAGAAUAUGAUAUACCAUUGCUUCUAAAAAUCCAUAGCAGUUACAUAAUUUACCAAAUAAAUGACUGAAAAUGAACUUUGAGAGAAAAAGUAGAGUGCUUUACAUUUAAACAAAAUUGAUAAAUGGUUUUAAUUGUCAAACGGCAGUGAUUAGUUUUACUUAUGCAUUUUCUUUGAGGUUCCAUCCUGUAACUUUCAGGAGCUUUGUGCAUUACUGUCUCUGUUCCUGUGGCAGAUAUUCAAUGAGUUAAGAGAUUCUGUCUAAUAGAUGGUUUUCAGGAGACAGAUUUGAAGUGUGGGGGGGGUAGCUGGUUUUUAAAGGAUCAUGAUCUAUGCACAAGUGGGAGGGAGAGUCCAGGCCUGCUUUUCUCUUGGGGCCCGGAACUCGUACUCUGGGGUUCAGGGUUUGAUGUAGGGGUGUGUCUUUGUGCUACAAAUUUGCUAUGUUAGAUUUUCUUCCCCCUCAUCAGAUUUAUGGCAAAACUUUGUAUUGCUUCGCCAUGCUGUGUAAUCCUUAAGCAAUGAGCGCUUAUCCUUCUGCUAAAGCACUGUGGGUUAUACUGAGAAAAAGCCCAUGACUUAAGGCGGUCUGGUUUUUGUAAGGGGGGGAGGAGGUGGUACUCUGCCUUUUUAUUUAAAAAAGAAACAUUGAGAAAUGUCUGUACUGAGAAAGUUGUGGCUUUUAAUGUUUUUUUCUCCUCAUAGAAUGUGAUUUAAUGACAUGCACCGGAAAAAAAACAUUUCCAUGAGUUAUGGAGCUUCUUUCGGACUAUAUUAAUAAAUUGACAUUUUUCUUGGCUGUUAAAAA
Messenger RNA from Oncorhynchus kisutch (coho salmon), 13847 nucleotides. Its product is annotated as trinucleotide repeat-containing gene 6C protein. Gene Ontology annotation, molecular function: RNA binding; protein binding. Gene Ontology annotation, biological process: miRNA-mediated post-transcriptional gene silencing; positive regulation of nuclear-transcribed mRNA poly(A) tail shortening. The coding region runs from base 1015 to 6933 and encodes 1972 amino acids. Gene Ontology annotation, cellular component: nucleoplasm; P-body. The record is from RefSeq and is a predicted model, not a curated record. The transcript has 21 exons. NCBI's taxonomy places the organism in Eukaryota, Metazoa, Chordata, Actinopteri, Salmoniformes, Salmonidae.